Messenger RNA from Caretta caretta (loggerhead turtle), 2331 nucleotides. It is a transcript of the gene SLC6A19, whose product is annotated as solute carrier family 6 member 19. Lineage: Eukaryota; Metazoa; Chordata; Testudines; Cheloniidae. Gene Ontology annotation, molecular function: neutral L-amino acid transmembrane transporter activity. Gene Ontology annotation, biological process: sodium ion transmembrane transport; nitrogen compound transport; neutral amino acid transport. The record is from RefSeq and is a predicted model, not a curated record. Gene Ontology annotation, cellular component: brush border membrane; plasma membrane; apical plasma membrane.
GCUCCCAUUUUAUUCAGACCUAUAACCAGCUACUUGUUCCCUGAAAUCUUUUCUAGGGCAGUAAUUUCAGCCAGAAUGGUGAAGCUUCAGCUGCCCAACCCAGGCCUGGACAAUAGGAUACCUUCCCACGCAGAACUUGAAACCACUGAGAAAGAAGAGGCUGAUACGAGACCAAAAUGGGAUAACAAGGCUCAGUACAUGCUAACCUGUAUAGGGUUUUGUGUGGGAUUAGGAAAUGUAUGGCGAUUUCCUUAUCUCUGCCAGAGCCAUGGAGGAGGAGCCUUUAUGAUCCCUUUUCUCAUUUUGCUUGUCCUGGAAGGUAUCCCACUGCUUCAUCUUGAGUUUGCCAUUGGUCAAAGACUGAGAAAAGGCAGUGUGGGAGUCUGGAGUUCUAUCCAUCCUACCCUGAAGGGAGUAGGUAUAGCAGCAAUGCUUGUAUCCUUCCUGGUGGGUUUAUACUAUAACACUAUCAUUGCCUGGGUGAUGUGGUAUUUCUUCAACUCUUUCCAGGAGCCAUUGCCUUGGAGUGACUGCCCACUCAAUGCCAACAGAACUGGUUAUGUAGAAGAGUGUGCCAAGAGUUCUCCUGUAGAUUAUUUCUGGUAUAGAGAAACUUUAAAUAUUUCCACUUCCAUUGAUGAUUCAGGCACCAUACAGUGGUGGCUUUUACUGUGUUUAACAUGUGCCUGGGGAGUACUGUACGUGUGCACAAUCAGAGGCAUUGAAACAACAGGAAAGGCAGUGUAUGUAACAUCAACUCUUCCUUAUGUUGUGCUUACCAUUUUCCUGAUCCGUGGCUUGACAUUGAAAGGGUCAGUCAGUGGAAUUGUAUAUCUCUUCACUCCCAAUGUUACCGAAUUGGCUAACCCAGUCACAUGGCUGGAUGCUGGAGCCCAGGUAUUCUACUCUUUCUCCCUUGCCUUCGGAGGCCUCAUCUCCUUCUCUAGUUACAAUUCCAUUCACAACAACUGUGAGAAAGAUGCUGUGAUUAUCUCUAUAAUCAAUGGUUUCACAUCCAUUUAUGCAGCAACUGUCAUAUACUCCAUCAUUGGGUUCAGGGCAACAGAGAGAUAUGAUGACUGUUUCAACAGAAAUAUUCUUACCCUGACAAAUGCUUUCGAUUUGCCAGAAGGUAAUGUAACCCAGGAAAACUUUGAACAGAUGCAGAAGUGGUGUAACAUGACUGAUACAAUGACUUUUGUAGGCCUUAAGUUUGAGACCUGUAACCUCGAAAGUUUCUUAACUGAUGGAGUUGAAGGAACUGGCUUGGCUUUUAUAGUCUUCACUGAAGCUAUCACCAAAAUGCCUGUCUCACCUUUGUGGUCCAUUCUCUUCUUUAUCAUGCUGUUCUGCUUAGGCUUGUCAUCUAUGUUUGGAAACAUGGAAGGUGUUCUUGUACCUUUGCAAGAUCUUAAUGUCAUACCCAAAAAAUGGCCUAAGGAACUUGUUACAGGUUUGAUUUGUGCCGGGUCUUAUUUGCUUGCUUUUAUUUUUGUGCUGAAUUCUGGUAACUACUGGCUGGCACUAUUUGACAGUUUUGCUGGAUCAAUUCCCUUGCUGAUAAUUGCUUUUUGUGAGAUGUUUUCAGUCGUCUACAUUUAUGGGAUAGACAGGUUUAACAAGGAUAUAGAGUUCAUGAUUGGACACAAACCCAACAUUUUCUGGCAGGUCACAUGGAGAGUUGUCAGUCCUCUCAUUAUGAUAGUUAUCUUCUUCUUUUACUUUGUGGUGAAAGUCAACCAAGAACUGCUCUAUAUCAUUUGGGAUCCUAAUUAUGAUCAGUUCCCCAAAUCAGAGAAAGUUGGAUAUCCUGACUGGGUGUAUGCCAUCAUUGUAAUCUUGGCUGGAGUGCCUUGUUUGGUCAUCCCUGUCCUCGCCAUCUACAAAGGCAUCAGAAAUUGCUGUCAAGAACAAGAUGGACAUCAGGGCCUUGUCAUCUCAGUUUCUGAGCCCUCUGUGAAUGGAGACCUGAAGAAUCGUGCAUGAGAACAUAUUUCAAAGAGAUGGAAAAACGACCUAGUUAGUGAGGGAAGGAAAAACAAACCAAAAAAAUGUAAAUGAAAUCCAUAGUUAGUUCCAUUGUCAUAAAGGGGCAAUGAUGUGAGGUUCCUAGGGGAACAAUGAAACUAAGUGAAUCCUACAGUAACUGAUUUCAGUGUCUGACUGUUCAGGCAGGAGAACUAAUGUGAACACUAAUUUUAUGCUGACCUCUGCCUUGCACACUCAAUUGUUUUUAACCACAGAUAUCAUUGUGUUGCACAGAGUCACAAAUACUUUCCUCAAGCGAAAGUUUUAAAUAUUUAAAUAUUAAAACAUUUCUAAGUAUGAAAA